AUGCAGUCCUCCUCGCCAGCCCUGGCAUGGGCCACCUCAUUCCUGUGGUGGAGCUCGGCAAGCGCCUCGCCACCCACCAUCGGGAAGAGGGGCAUGGUGGUCCCCAUGUGGGCGCCGCAGACCGAGAUCUUGGCGCAUAAAUCGAUUGGUGGGUUCUGCUCGCACUGCGGUUGGAAUUCGACCCUGGAGAGUAUGGUCAACGGGGUGCCAAUGGUGGCGUGGCCGCUCUACACUGAGCAACAGAUGAACUCGGCGAUGUUAGCGGAAGAGCUCGGGGUGGCGGUCCGGCCAAAGACACAGCCGAACGCCGCCGUGAUUGAGAGGGAGGAGAUAGCGGGAAUGGUGAGAAGGGUCAUGGAGUUGAAGGGCAAUGAGAUGAGAGGUAAAGUUAAGGAGCUACAAGCAAGUGCCAAGCAAGUGCUAAUGCAAGGUGGUUCCUCUUACAAUUCACUGGCAAGAGUGUCAAAGGAGUGUGAACUCAAGCUGCAUCACCUGAGCGCUAUGGCUCUUGGUGGUUGA
Messenger RNA from Eucalyptus grandis, 519 nucleotides. Its product is annotated as UDP-glycosyltransferase 72E1-like. Lineage: Eukaryota; Viridiplantae; Streptophyta; Magnoliopsida; Myrtales; Myrtaceae. Bases 1 to 519 code for a protein of 172 amino acids. Gene Ontology annotation, molecular function: UDP-glycosyltransferase activity. The record is from RefSeq and is a predicted model, not a curated record. The transcript has a single exon.